GGAUGCGCACGCCCGGGGUGAGAUGGGGCAGAGCUGAUGGAGGGACCUGCCCUGGGGCUCCUGUGCCAGGGGGCUCUGCAGCCCUGCCGCUCUCUACUCCCACACACACGUGUAACACCACGAGGAGACAGAGUUUGGCAGGUCGUGGGUAACAUGGCACUGCAGAACAGGAGAGGAGCUAGCGCAGUGCUGCAGUGUAUACAUGCGUGAGAGGCUGGUGUAAGCAGGGAGACAAACCAGUGAGUCUUACAUAUUCUAAAUUAAUUUUGACAAAUGUACAUCUUGCAGAGGGUAGCUGAAGGGAGUCUGUUGGCGAUGCAGAGCUCCUGUAGUAUAAGCUUGUGCUGUGGUACCCUGCUUUCUAUUCACUCCUCUGUUUAACUUGGAGGCACGAUUUUCCAUUUACCAAGAUGUUACAUGAAUAAUAAAAAGGCAGGUUUUUGGGGCAUCCUUCCUUAUUUUUGUCCGGUGCUCUAGGAGCUACACAGAGGAUUCGGAAGAAUUGUGUGUAUGCCGUAACCUGCAAAGCAGCAGCCCAUGUAUGAUGUUGGAGGAAGAAAGAGAUUUUCAAGCAGCCACCUUCUGAGCCUCCAGCCGCAAUGGAGCAGACCUUCAUUAGCAGCAUGACCCCUCGUCACCUGUCAGCGCGAAGGACGGGCAUAUUGUAUUAGCAAACCUCACUCCAUUCUAUGACGAUUCUGUAACACCACCUGCCAUUGCAUAUCCCCCCUAUUAUACCAGUUUAGGAGUUGUGCACUGAAGAUUUUUGGCAUAUAUUAGCACUUCCAUGUGAUUGGCAGUAUACCACUGAAUUCAUUGCGGCUCCGCAUCUAUAUGGCUGUAGCUCUGUAAUUCAGGGCAGCGUUUCUGAGGGUUUAUCUGCAUUUUGGUCCAUCUCCUGCCUAGAUAAGUCCAUGACCGUUCUGUUGUUGCAAACAGGGAAAGGGAAGGGUGAGCACUGGUGAAACAAGUGUCAGAAAUAUUAGUUAGAACUGAUAAUAAUGAAGCUGUUUUCUUAACACUGAAAGAAGGUGGUGUAUGGAAAGUUGCAUGCGCUGAACCACUCGAGUACAACAGUGAACUGCUUGCUCUUUGCUUCAUAAAUUAUCUUAUUAGGAUAAUUUUCUUGCAGAGAGUGUGUGUGUGUCGGCAUCUAUGAAAUACCAAAUAACCGAAGUAACUCACGGUUAAGCAACAGAAAAAUAAAUGGCCACGGAUUUGAGAGCAUUGAAAUACACAUUCUGACAAGUCAUCCUGGUUCUAGUCUUCUCUGGAUUUGAGUUUACAAAGUUUCAGCCUGGCUUCAGGCAGUUAUGCGGUGGUCCGGUUUUAUUAUCUGAUGGUUCAGACUGCAUUAUCUGUCAGUGAAAUUUGAAGUUGGCAGCUGAUGUCACCUGGGAAGAGAUGUGGUCUGUAAAAUACCUGAAGUCCAAACCACUAAGGGGACAACAUUAAGAAAAAUGGAACAAGAGAGCUCCUGCCUGGUUAAAAAAGCCCAAACCCACAAAAAACCGAAAAACAAACCCCAUGGUUAUAAACUCUCAGGCAGCUUCCCUAGGAAGAGAAAUUGAGACUGGUGCUUGGCAAAGGCGGGGUGGCGAGUGUGCCCUCUGAACUCUUCAGGCACAUUUUCGCGCCUUGGAGGGUCCCGCUUUCAAUCGCCCGCGGCUCGGCCGGGCACAGGGCGGCAGCCCCGGCCGGUCCCGCCGGUCACGGAGUCCCCGCAGCCCCCGCCCGCUGGGAGCGCAGUCCGGGCCGCGGCUCCCGCGGAGACCCCCGGGCAGAGGGUGCCGGCGGCUCCUGCCGCAGCACCAGCGUGGUUUGGUUUGGGUUUCUCAGCUCCGAUCGACCCUGGCAAGGGUGCCGCCAAAAAUCUGCCCCUCCCGAGAGCUGCCCGCGGGACUGAGUCACUGAGGGAAGGCAGGCACCGAGAGACGGAUGGGGAGGUGAACGCCUUCCACGCUCUUUUGCUGAUUAUCUCCGGCAUUACGGCUCCCAGAUAAAAUAUUUAUUUACUAAAGAACCCGUAAACAUCGCGGCAAAUACAUUAGGGCACUUCGGCUGCGGGGCUUAUGAUUAUUUCAGAAGUUAAAAGAGAUGAUAGCGGCCGCUGUCAGCGGGGACGGAGGGUGGAUUUUCCCCCGCGAAACAGGCACGGGUGGGAAGGGUGGGGGCGAUGCGCCGGGGAUCGCUCAGCGGAGCCGGGGAGAGGGACUGCGCCCCGCCGGGGACAACGGCGGGGGUGAGCUGAGGGCAGCGGCCGCCCGGCCCCGCGCUCCCCCGGCCACCGCUCCCCAGAGCGCCCCGGAGCCGCUCUCCUCCCUGACGCACAAAGGUGGGCUACACGCACGCAAUAUUUGGGGAAUCGCAGGGCUCGGGUUUAUCUUCCAGCCGUAGUCACAAAAAAAUUUUAAAAAGCUAGAAAGGUCACAUAAUAAUGAGCUCUCACAGCAAACACACUCUUCCCUUCCCCCUUUCCCUUCCUUCUAUCUCACAAUAAAAUCAUCUCCUUCAAUUUGCCAUGAUCGUCGCGACCAGGAGCCAGGUGAUUAUCCUAAUUAAUGUCUAUCUAAUUAAAUUACUGUCAGCUGUUAACCAAUGGCAGAAGCCGUUUCAUCCUCUCCACAAGCAGCAAGAUCAAAAGUGAGUCUUUCCUGAUUGCUGCAUAGUGUCAAUUGGCCAAUCUCUUCUCCCUGGGAAGGGAGGAAAAAAAAAAAAAAAAAAAAAAAAAAAAAAAAAAAAAAAAAAAAAGUAAAUCAAACGUUUGGGAUGCAUUUGGUAGAUGAAGUGCUUUCUGCCUAGUGUGGGUCCCAGGAUGUCUUGCUUCUGAUACUAAGAAGCCCUUUCAGAUCCAGGGACUGAAGGGUUAUUACUGUGGUGCUAGAGCUAUGCAGCUGGAGCAUUGUCUUUCUCCCUCUAUCAUGCUCUCCAAGAAAUUUCUCAAUGUGAGCAGCAGUUACCCACAUGCAGGCGGAUCUGAGCUUGCCUUGCAUGAUCAUCCCAUUAUCUCGACCACUGACAACCUGGAGAGAAGUUCACCUUUGAAAAAAAUUACCAGGGGGAUGACGAAUCAGUCAGAUACAGACAAUUUUCCUGACUCCAAGGACACACCAGGGGACGUCCAGAGAAAUAAACUCUCUCCCGUCUUGGACGGGGUCUCUGAGCUUCGUCACAGUUUCGAUGGAUCUGCUGCAGAUCGCUAUCUGCUCUCUCAGUCCAGCCAGCCCCAGUCUGCUGCCUCUGCUCCUAGUACCAUGUUCCCUUAUCCCAGCCAGCAUGGACCUGCACACCCAGCCUUCUCCAUCGCCAGUCCCAGCCGCUACAUGGCUCAUCAUCCUGUGAUCACCAACGGAGCUUAUAACAGCCUCCUGUCCAACUCUUCUCCGCAAGGCUACCCCACGGCGGGCUACCCGUACCCCCAGCAGUAUGGCCAUUCCUACCAAGGGGCACCUUUCUACCAGUUCUCCUCCACCCAGCCGGGGCUGGUUCCCGGCAAGGCUCAGGUCUACCUGUGCAACAGGCCACUCUGGCUGAAAUUUCACCGGCACCAGACGGAGAUGAUCAUCACGAAGCAGGGAAGGCGCAUGUUCCCUUUCCUAAGCUUUAAUAUUUCUGGUCUCGACCCGACGGCUCACUACAAUAUUUUUGUGGAUGUAAUUUUGGCGGAUCCCAAUCACUGGAGAUUUCAGGGAGGCAAAUGGGUUCCUUGCGGCAAGGCGGACACCAAUGUACAAGGAAACCGGGUGUAUAUGCAUCCCGACUCCCCCAACACGGGAGCCCACUGGAUGCGUCAGGAAAUCUCCUUUGGGAAACUAAAACUUACAAACAAUAAAGGAGCAUCAAACAACAACGGGCAGAUGGUGGUUUUGCAGUCCCUUCACAAGUACCAACCUCGCUUGCAUGUGGUGGAGGUGAACGAAGACGGGACGGAGGAUACCAACCAGCCGGGCAGAGUUCAGACAUUCACGUUCCCCGAGACGCAGUUCAUUGCCGUCACCGCCUACCAAAACACCGAUAUCACACAGCUGAAAAUAGAUCACAACCCUUUCGCAAAAGGAUUCCGAGACAAUUAUGACACGAUCUACACGGGCUGCGACAUGGACCGGCUGACGCCUUCCCCCAACGACUCGCCCCGCUCGCAGAUCGUGCCCGGGGCCCGCUACGCCAUGGCCGGCUCCUUCCUCCAGGACCAGUUCGUGAGUAACUACGCCAAGUCCCGCUUCCACCCCGGGGCAGGAGCCGGCCCGGGGCCCGGCGCCGACCGCAGCGUGCCCCACACCAACGGGCUGCUCUCCCCACAGCAAGCCGAGGACCCGGGGGCCCCCUCGCCGCAGCGCUGGUUCGUCGCCCCCGCCAACAACCGCCUCGACUUCGCCGCCUCCGCCUACGACACGGCCACCGACUUCGCCGGCAACGCGGCCACGCUGCUGUCCUACGCGGCCGCGGGCGUGAAGGCGCUGCCGCUGCAGGCGGCCGGCUGCGCCGGGCGGCCGCUGGGCUACUACGCCGACCCCUCGGGCUGGGGGGCCCGCAGCCCCCCGCAGUACUGCAGCAAGUCGGGCUCCGUGCUCUCCUGCUGGCCCAACAGCGCGGCGGCGGCGCGCAUGGCCGCCGGCAACCCCUACCUGGGGGAGGAGGCGGAGAGCCUGGCCCCCGAGCGGUCCCCCUUGCCGGGCGCCGAGGACUCCAAGCCCAAAGAUUUGUCCGACUCCAGCUGGAUCGAGACGCCGUCGUCCAUUAAGUCCAUCGACUCCUCCGAUUCUGGGAUUUACGAGCAGGCCAAAAGGAGGAGGAUCUCCCCCUCGGACACCCCGGUGUCCGAGAGCUCCUCGCCCCUCAAGAGCGAGGUGCUUACCCAGCGGGACUGCGAAAAGACCUGCGCCAAGGACAUCGGCUAUUACGGCUUCUACUCGCACAGCUAG
Messenger RNA from Prinia subflava (tawny-flanked prinia), 4922 nucleotides. RefSeq names its product T-box brain transcription factor 1 (gene TBR1). Gene Ontology annotation, molecular function: DNA-binding transcription factor activity, RNA polymerase II-specific; RNA polymerase II cis-regulatory region sequence-specific DNA binding. NCBI's taxonomy places the organism in Eukaryota, Metazoa, Chordata, Aves, Passeriformes, Cisticolidae. Gene Ontology annotation, cellular component: nucleus. Gene Ontology annotation, biological process: cell fate specification; commitment of neuronal cell to specific neuron type in forebrain; positive regulation of DNA-templated transcription. The record is from RefSeq and is a predicted model, not a curated record. The transcript is spliced from 6 exons. Bases 2889 to 4922 code for a protein of 677 amino acids.